CUCACAUGUUCCUUCGACUUUUCCGUCAAACCUCAAUUCUUUCUCUCCAUCCAUUCUUCUCGAAUCAAGCCCAGUCCCAAAGCAAAUCGCGAAUCACCUCCGUUCUCCGUCCCCCACCCACAUCCACAGCCAUACAUCAUGUCCGCCUUCCUGUCCUCGUUGCGUCCUGCCAUGCGCGCCACUUCUGGUGUCGCUCAGGCUGUGCGUCCCUUCAGCUCCUCUUCGAUGCGUUCCGCCGCGAAGAUGAUCAUCACUGGCCGUCUUGCCAGUGAACCCGAGCUGAUUGCUACCGCCAGUGGCACCGAGUUCAUCAAGUACAGCAUUGCCACGAGCUACUACUCCCGGGGAGAGAAGCCGACGAGCUAUUUCAAGGUUUCGGCUUUCCCCGAGGGUCAGCAGAAGGAGUUCCUCCUCAGCCUGCCGAAGGGAACUCUUCUCUUCGUCGAAGGAGACGCGGCCAUGCGCUCGUAUGAAGACGCCAGCGGCGUCAAGAGAUCGUCCCUGAGCAUCCUCCAACGGACUCUCGAGGUUCUGAGACGCCCCUACCAGCCUCAGGAGUCUGGUGCGGGUGAGCAGGGUGAGCAGGGUGAGCAGGGUACUAACUAAGCUACAAUACCUCAUGUGCACCGAUUGUAAGCACAGUCAUCCAUCGCAUCCAUCGACACACAUACUCCCGGGUUCGAUUUCUGCUUUAAUACGAAUGGAGGCAUUUUUUGAGGGGGGCAUCUUCGCUUCCCCGGCUCCGGAGGGGAGUUGCGGUUUCUUGGGGAUUCUUGCCUGUGUUCAUGUCGAGGAAAUGGGUACAUUGCUUGCUAUUGGCGUCUUCUCCCCAUCCCUGCCCGCUAUAUCCGGUCAUGGGUUUAGACGGUAGUCCUGUCGGGUCUGCCCGCCUGUCCGCCGUCGCAUGUUGCAAUCAUGCCUUUUGUAUGUAUAGUAGGAUAUUCUUUAUGUUGCGGAAGCACUUUUUCUCG
Aspergillus homomorphus CBS 101889 is the source of this 971-nucleotide messenger RNA. Its product is annotated as single-stranded DNA-binding protein. The transcript has 3 exons. Gene Ontology annotation, molecular function: single-stranded DNA binding. NCBI's taxonomy places the organism in Eukaryota, Fungi, Ascomycota, Eurotiomycetes, Eurotiales, Aspergillaceae. Bases 139 to 606 code for a protein of 155 amino acids. The record is from RefSeq and is a predicted model, not a curated record.